CUUCUCAUCUGGGUAUGGUUUGGUAUGGGAUUCGCCCAAGCAAUUGUCCCGAAUAUUACCACCUCCAACGAAUCGAGUCCUCUAAAAAGAAAACGACGGUACAUGCCGUAUGCCGUUGCACACUGGGUUCAUUUAAUCAAACUCUGGUGCCUCUGCACCAUCACUAUUUUCGUCGCGCCAAGUUUCAUUACUUCUUUCCCCAUUCCGGGCAUGUCCACGCCUCGCGCGCCCAGCCAGAGAUCCGCCCAGACUUGUUGGUGGCUUAAAACAUACAACACGCCCCCUGAAUAAAUGUUACCUUGUGACUUUAGGUACAGUAAGUCUACAGCCUGCGCAUCAAAUCCCUGCCAAAGGCUGCUACUAUUGCUAUUGCUGUUGCCUUCAGUUCCGUACUGCACGGUGUACACUACCAAACCUCUAAAACCUACCUGGUACCUUAACCGACGCGAUUGCCCUGGCAAUAGACCGUUGCCUACUGCCAACCACCGCGCCGCCGCCUACAGAGGCAUUUUCGGCGUACCCCUCCGGCAAAGCAUCACCUAUGCUAAUGUUGCGAUAUCCCUCGUCGACGAGCAUGGGAAGAGCUACAUAUAUGGCUAUGUUCCGAUUGUGGUCGCAAAGUGCGGCGUCUUCUUAAAGGAGAGAGCCACGGGCGUGGAGGGCAUCUUCCGUCUCAGCGGGUCGGAGAAGCGGAUCAAGGAGCUCAAGACUCUCUUCGACUCGCCAGACCGGUACGGUAAAGGCCUCGUCUGGGAUGGAUACACCGUCCACGAUGCGGCCAACGUAUUGCGACGAUACCUAAACGAUCUUCCCGAACCCGUUGUGCCGUUGGAUCUAUACGAGAAGUUCCGGGAACCAUUGAGGGGGGUUACCAAACAGCCGUCUGGGGACGGCGAAGCGCCACAGUUUGUCGACAACUUCGAUAUGGACGCCGCCAUUGUGCGAUACCAGCAGCUGAUCACGGAGCUACCUCCCCUAAACCGGCAGCUCCUGCUCUACAUCCUCGACCUACUUGCGGUAUUUGCCGCGAAAUCAGACGAGAACCGAAUGAAUUCGCAGAAUCUGGCGGCAAUAUUCCAGCCUGGAAUGCUCUCUCACCCCAACCAUGCCAUGGCUCCUGAGGAAUACCGGCUCAACCAAUCCGUCAUCAUCUUCUUGAUCGAGAAUCAAGAUCAUUUCCUCAUCGGCAUGCAGGGCACAGCGGCAGACGAAACCACGAUGCGGGAAGUGCAGAAGGGAACGCCAGUCGCCAGGACCCCGACGACCCCAACACACGACCGACCAUCCGGUGUUGCACGCUCAUUGUCCAAUGCCAGCGCAGGGGCAGAGAGCGUUGCCAAGGAGGGCAAGAUCCGCAGAAACAAGUCGACAGCAUCAAGACAAUCGCGCCACUCCAACGGCGCCCCGAGUCCCGGAAGCCCGGCCUUGGCUGCCACCCCUACUGGUGGUGGUGGGUUGGGACGAAGUAAUACUGUGCCAUCCAAGAAAUCCCCGGCUCUUCAGCCUGGAAGAUUUCAGUCCAGGAAUGAUCCCUCGUCCACGCCCGUUACCCCCCUGACACCUGUCACUCCCUCCGCGGCGACUCACGUCCCUCAGUCCCCUCUUGUCGAGGAGAUUGCGACCCCCCAUGAAGGGUAUCCAGCACUAGCAGCAGCCGGGGCGGUGCAAGGAGGCUUUCUGGGGCCCGGGUCCAAGGUCGACGCUACAACGCCAUCAAAGGAACGGAAUCUCCCGAGCCUGUUUCAAAGGACUCCAACAGGCGAAAGCGACAAGCGUCCGCCAAAUAAGCUUCGGAAAAAGAAGCUGCCCGGCAGCGCCAAUCCGAGCGCACAGAGUUCCACCGCAUCGCUUGCUCAUUCUGCAGCAGCGUCGCCGGCUAUCGAAUCGCCAAACCCCCUAGAGGUCAUCCCUUCAACUUCGCUAUUGUCAAACGUGGAAGCGAGUGGUAGGCAGCCCGUGACUGAAACACCAGCGGAGCCAGCACCCAGGGCAUCACAAGUUGCUUCAAGCAAAACCCUUCACCCCGAAGCCGCCGAAAAUACCCUGAAGCCGAAGAUGUCGCCUCCGACCUCUUUACAUAGUUCGUUCAACGAGGGUUCAGAUAUUGACCAAUUCGACGAGACGGUUCCUGGAGGCGAGCAUCAUGACAAGGAGCGGAGGAGGCGCUGGCGGCUGUCGAGGCGGAGAGAGGACACGCUUGCGACUGCCAAUGCGGGCAUUGCCUCACCGCGGAGAGACCUCGGCCAGAACACAACCGCCGAAGCGAGCGUCACAUCAGUCGGGAGCACAAGCCACAAGGCAGUGCGGAGCUUCACGGGGGAGUCUUCUGAACCUGCCAGCCUCGCGGCGGGCGAUGUGCCAAAUCCCGCCGAAUCAACAUCCAGGGACGGCAAGGACGAGUCGAGGGGUCUCGCCGGUUGGAUCAAGCACAAGUAUCGCGAGGCAAAGGAGACGGCCGAGCAACGGCGAAACAAGUCGCCGCCCGCAGAUCGCCCGUCCGCCGGCACCACGUCGUCCCCGAACCAGAUCACGUCGCCCUCGAACCAGCAGAUCACGUCGCCCUCGAACCAGGUCACGUCGCCCCCGAACCAGAUCGCAUUGCCCCUGAACCAGAUCACAUCGCCCCCGAACCAGACGAGGUCCCCUCUCGAGACCAACUUGCCCACCGCGGAAGAGGACAAGGCACCGGCGGAUACCCAGGGGCCGAAGACGCCGCAGUGAAUGUGUCAAGUAGGACAUGUUAAUCGCCCGUGCGUUUGAUAUCAGCAUUUUUUAUUUUUUUUUGACCAGAUAUUGUACCGGCCACGCGGGCCAUUUCGGCGCUCCUGAUGUUCU
Molecule: messenger RNA, 2835 nt
Organism: Phialemonium atrogriseum
Lineage: Eukaryota; Fungi; Ascomycota; Sordariomycetes; Cephalothecales; Cephalothecaceae
Product: RhoGAP-domain-containing protein
Exons: 6
Coding region: 292-2721 (809 amino acids)
Biological process (GO): signal transduction; activation of GTPase activity; regulation of fungal-type cell wall organization
Cellular component (GO): cell cortex
Molecular function (GO): GTPase activator activity
Source: RefSeq, a predicted model, not a curated record